GAAAAUUCAGGUCGUCCCUCCCCGUCAAAGUCCCCAAAAGCUCAUCAGGUCGCUGCAACCGGAUACUCUGUGUCACUUCCUUGCCAAAAAGCUCAACUCAAGCGAAGACCUGAGAUUCCUGUCGUUUUCAAGCCUAUAUCAGAUUAACAGCCGUUCCCUUCCCGAGGCCUUUGUUACCAUUUCAGGUCAAUUAUACGCUACGUGGAAUGCCAUAUGCGUGUCGGGUGCCCAUAUCCACGCCUUGCGAUUUCUCACAGGGCUGGCAUGCCCGUGCUUUAUAGGUGGCAAAGCUAGUUGUUGAUGAACAUCGCUCUGUCUGGUGACCCAGCUACAUUCACUUCUUGACACAUUUCUGAUUGCAAUCACAAGCCAGUCUCUAUGGGAAAAAAUGAUUUCUUGACCCCGAAAGCUAUUGCUAACAGAAUUAAAGCAAAAGGUCUGCAGAAGCUGCGAUGGUAUUGCCAGAUGUGUGAGAAGCAAUGCCGAGACGAGAAUGGCUUCAAGUGCCACUGUAUGAGUGAGUCUCAUCAGCGCCAGAUGGAGGUGUUUGGGCAGAACCCUAACCGGAUCGUCAGUGGCUACUCAGAAGAGUUUGAGAGCUCGUUCCUUGAACACAUGAAGAGGAGCCACCGGUUUAGCCGUGUAGCUGCCACAGUUGUGUACAAUGAGUACAUUGCUGACCGACAUCAUAUUCACAUGAAUUCCACUGAGUGGGCAACUUUGACUGAGUUUGUUAAGUACUUAGGCAGGACUGGGAAAUGUAAAGUUGAGGAGACUCCAAAGGGGUGGUUUAUUACUUAUAUAGAUAGAGAUUCUGAGACCCUUUUAAAGGAGAAAUUAAAAAACAAACGAAUGAAAGCUGAUAUAGCAGAUGAAGAGAAGCAAGAGAGAGCAAUUAAAAGACAGAGAGAGCGGGCAGAAGAGCUGAUGGGGGGUGUCAUCAUAACAGAUGAGAAUAAUGUUUCUUCUGAGCGUAAGUUACUUGACAAAAAGAUGGAGGGUUGCGACCAGAAAGUCAAGCUGUCUUUGGGCUCAUCAUUGAAACCCCCCAAUGAUAAAGGUAUACCUGAAAGCUGCUCAAGAUCUGUUUUUGAUGUGAUGGAUUAUCAUCAGGACAAGACUGAAAAAGGUAGGGAAGCAAAGUUGGUUGGAGGAAAGGGUGGGGGUGGGGUGUUGCAUGAGCUGAUGAGAGAGGAAGAACAAGCAAAAGAACGACAAAACAGGAAGGAUUAUUGGUUAUGUGAGGGAAUUGUGGUGAAGAUUAUGAGCAAGGGAUUAUUAGCUAAUGAGGGAUACUAUAAGAAAAAGGGUGUUGUUAAAAAGGUUAUUGAUAAGUAUGUUGGGGAAAUUGAAAUCCUUGAUAAUAAGCACAUUCUGAGAGUUGAUCAGGAAGAGCUUGAAACUGUGAUCCCCCAAGUAGGUGGUCUUGUGAGGAUAGUUAACGGGGCUUACCGGGGGUCAAAUGCAAGGUUGUUAGACAUCGAUACCGAUCAUUUCUCUGCCAAGCUGAAAAUAGAAAAGGGGAUAUAUGAUGGGAAGGUUCUCAAGGCUAUUGACUACGAAGAUAUUUGCAAAUUGGUGUGUAAUAAUCAUUGAGUACUCGCUGCUUCCAGCAGUUAUGUGCAUCUUCUUAGCGGCAAGUGUCUUUCAGGGCGAGAACAAAAGUUGUAUAUGGUAUUUAUCCUCAUUUUUAUACUUUCUUAACCAUUCUAUCCCUGCAAAAACUUUUCUAAGCUAAAAGUUCUCACUUAAAUCGUCUCUCAUCAUUUUCAUAAUUUGUAAAAUCUUUUCUUGAAAAGUUCUUACUUGUAUCAGUGAUCCUGAAAUGCGGCAUUUCUUUUCCAGUGCGAUUUAAUGCCCUGUUGUAGCGUUGUCUUUUUUUGUUGCUUUUCUGGUAGAUUUUUUGGCCAACACUGGUAUUUUGAUUUUA
Molecule: messenger RNA, 1930 nt
Organism: Cuscuta epithymum
Lineage: Eukaryota; Viridiplantae; Streptophyta; Magnoliopsida; Solanales; Convolvulaceae
Source: the annotation of a GenBank genome assembly